This is a messenger RNA of Blepharisma stoltei, 354 nucleotides long. The record is from the annotation of a GenBank genome assembly. NCBI's taxonomy places the organism in Eukaryota, Ciliophora, Heterotrichea, Heterotrichida, Blepharismidae.
AUGAAAAUUCAAACUGACGAAGACGGAUUCCGUACAGGGAAAUGGUCCAAAGAAGAGCACAAGCUGUUUGGAGAAGGCUUGGCAGUUUUUGGGCACAAUUGGAAAAAAGUGGCUGGGGUUGUGAGGUCAAGAUCCCAAAACCAAAUAAGGAGCCACGCUCAGAAAUAUUUAAUAAAGCAAAAAUUCAAGCAGCGGGUCAUGCUGUGUAAAAAAAUCGAAAAUGAAAUCGUCACGACGGUUGAUGAGCUGUCAACUACUUCUAAUAAAGUUGAUCGAGCAACUCAAUACGGUGAAGGCGUAAAAUUCGGUAGAGUUUGCCUAUUCGAAGAUUACGAUUUUCAACUUAUAAAAUAG